AUGUCCACCAACCGGCCAUUCCUGGCCAACUUCCUGGCCGCCUUCCGCGCCCCGGCCUACAAGGCCUCGUCGCAGACGUCGUCUUCGCUCGGCUCGGCUCAGAUCACGCAGAGCGCCCACAUCGUCUUCAUCAUCAUCACCUUCAUCAGCGACAGCGACGGCAAAUCAUCAGACCCAGUCCUCGGCAAACCACCACCACCACCACUACCAUCACCACCAUCAUCACCACACCUCAACCGAAUCAUCCGCUCUCGCCACCUCAACCUCCCAACCACCACCAACCUCAUCCUCCUCUGCAACCCCCAUCCCCAUAUCCCGCCCCCCGGCGCUGACCGCCAGCGCCGCGGCAGCGACUCCUCCAGCGGCUCCGGCGGCUUCCGCGAUGCUCUCGGUCCGGAGAAGUGGUAUAUCGGUGGAAGGACCCCGGCGGGCGAGGAGCGGUUUUAUCGUCUGGGGAUGGUCACCAAGGGUGGGGGGAGGCUUGGGGGGAGUGGGAGGGUUGGGAGUAUUGAUCAGUUGAGUCUGUGA
Messenger RNA from Penicillium riverlandense, 528 nucleotides. RefSeq lists its product as uncharacterized. The record is from RefSeq and is a predicted model, not a curated record. The coding region runs from base 1 to 528 and encodes 175 amino acids. Lineage: Eukaryota; Fungi; Ascomycota; Eurotiomycetes; Eurotiales; Aspergillaceae. The transcript is spliced from 2 exons.